Molecule: messenger RNA, 625 nt
Organism: Cariama cristata (Red-legged seriema)
Lineage: Eukaryota; Metazoa; Chordata; Aves; Cariamiformes; Cariamidae
Product: forkhead box protein A1-A-like
Exons: 2
Biological process (GO): anatomical structure morphogenesis; cell differentiation; regulation of transcription by RNA polymerase II
Molecular function (GO): RNA polymerase II cis-regulatory region sequence-specific DNA binding; transcription factor binding; protein domain specific binding
Source: RefSeq, a predicted model, not a curated record
AUGAGCCCCAUGGCCUACAGCCAGUCCAACCUUGGCAGGACGCGGGACGCCAAGACCUUCAAGCGGAGCUACCCCCACGCCAAGCCGCCCUACUCCUACAUCUCCCUCAUCACCAUGGCCAUCCAGCAAUCGCCCAACAAGAUGCUGACGCUGAGCGAGAUCUACCAGUGGAUCAUGGACCUUUUCCCCUAUUACCGGCAGAACCAGCAGCGCUGGCAGAACAGCAUUCGCCACUCGCUCUCUUUCAACGACUGCUUCGUCAAGGUGGCCCGCUCCCCCGACAAGCCCGGCAAGGGCUCCUACUGGACCCUGCAUCCUGACUCCGGCAACAUGUUUGAAAACGGCUGCUACCUCCGCCGGCCAAAGCGCUUCAAGUGCGAGAAGCCGGCGGACCACCCCUCGGCCUCGCCCGCCUCCUCCACCAUCAGCUCCGUCCCCACCUUGGCCUCCGUCCCGCACCCCCCUCACUCCUUAGCCCACGAACCCCAGCUCCACCUCAAGGGUGAUCCCCACUACUCCUUCAACCACCCCUUCUCCAUCAACAACCUCAUGUCCUCCUCGGAGCAGCAGCACAAGCUGGACUUCAAAGCCUACGAGCAGGCGCUGCAAUAUUCCUCCUACGGGG